AUGCUAGGAUUCAGCACCCAGUGUAAAGUACGACAGUGUUGUCAAUGUCAGGGGGACACAGAAUUCUACUGUAACACGUGUAAACAUGACCUGUGUCUACAGUGUAAAAAGGAACAUGAUACAAGUUCACGGACAAAAGAUCAUAAAGUGUUGUUAUAUAGAACACAAUAUUACAAAAAAGGCUUUUCUUCGUGCUGUAAAGUGCGACAAUGUUUUCAAUGUCAAGGAGACACAGAAUUCUACUGUAACACGUGUAAACAUGACCUGUGUCUACAGUGUAAAGAUAGACAUGUUAUUGAUUUAAAUACCAUCUACCAUGACGUUGUGAUUUACCUUGAGAAGUAUGAUUAUAUCACAAAACAAGAGACCUGUGUGAGACACCCAGAUAGAAUAUACAAAAUGUACUGUCAGGAAUGUGAAUUACCUGUCUGUUUUCAAUGUAAAGAACACAGAAAACACAGAGUACUGGGAUUGAAAUCAUCAUAUAAAACAAAACGUCAACAACAUAGAGAAAUCAUUCAUAACAUUAGAAGUAAUAUUCUCUAUGAGAGAUGUUUUCUCCUGGCUGGAAUCAAAUCUAAUGUAAAAAAUUGUCCUGUGCAAAUCUCAGAAAGUCAGGUAGAAAUGUCAUUGAAAGCCCAGAGACUAAAGAACUUUGUAGACACUCUGAUAUGUGAUAUUAAAAUCAAGCAGAGAUCUUUUAUGAUGCAAAGAUUAAAUCAACAGAAUAAAAUAAUGAAAGGACACCUUGCCAGCAUAGAGAACUAUGAUCACAGAUUUGAACAAUUAGCAGAAAAGCCAGUAAAAUUCCUCUCAUUUCUGAAGAAAACCCAUGUCAUUAAGGACAAGGGUACCCUACUUCUUACACAACAUAUUUUGUUCUCCUUGACUGAAGAAAUCAACUUGGAUGAUAUCAUCAGGUUAAUAAGUGAAGUCCAUACCAUAGGGACUGCAAGAAAAAAUCUGAGAAAUAAAGAUCUGCCGUACGUGUUGUCUAGGCCCAGGUUAUAUAAAUCUGUCACAGUGAAAAAUGUUAGAUCUGUAAGACAUAUUUCCCGUGUGACACCAAACAAGGUCUGGGUCAGUGAUAUGGACAAUAUUAUGUUAAUAAACACAGAAGGUGAUAUACUAUAUCGUCUGAAAGGUUUUGAUGUUUCAGAUUUAAAGUGUGUACACACCGUGAAUUUGACUGGUGAACUUAUCUAUAUAGACUGGUAUGGAAACAUUAACACAUUAUCCAACGAUAGCAAAACUAUUUCUACACUGAUAGAGAAAUCAGAACUAUGGGAAACACGUUGUGUAUUCUGCUCUCCUUCCAGUGGGGAUAUACUUGUUGUGAUGUAUAGAGGUGAUCCUGUAGAAAUGGCCAAGGUAACACGGUAUAACGACAAAGGACAACUCAUACAGACAGUACAAAACAGACUGUUCAGGAAACCUAGAUAUAUCACGGAGAACCGUAAUGGGGAUGUUAUUGUGUCUGAUGUUGAUCGUUUAGUGGUGACAGAGCGAGGAGGUGGACAUCGGUUCACCUACACAGGACUUAAAUCAGGACCAAGACUGAAGCCAAAAGGAAUCUGUACAGACGUAAUGUCACACAUCCUUGUGUGUGAUGAAAAUACCAAUACAGUGCAGAUGAUUGACAAAGAUGGCCACUUUCUGUCACUGAUAUUGACUCAACAUCAAGGUAUAGACAUACCAGUGUCUCUGAGUUAUGAUAACAAAACUCACCUACUAUGGGUAGGAACAUGGUUUAACAACAGAGUAUGUAUAUACAGAUACAUAGAAAGAAAGGACUUAGUUACAACAAAUAAAACAACUAACAGACACCUUGCAAGCAUAGAGAAUUAUGAACACCGAUUUGAACAAUUAGCAAACAAACCAGUGAAAUUCUUCUUAUUUCUAAAGAAAACCAUUGCCCUUAAGAUAACGGGUAUCCCAAAUCUGACACAACGCACCUUGCUCUCUGUGAUUGAUGAAAUCAACUUGGAGGAUGUGAUUAGGUUGCUAAGUGAAGUCCAAAUUAUAAAGACUGCAAGAGAAAUCCCGAAAAAUGAAGAUCUGUUCUACCUGUUGUCUUGCCCAAUUUUACUUAUAUCUGUGACGGUGAAAGGUUUUAGAUGUGUAACACACAUUUCCUGCGUGACAUCAGACAAGGUCUGGAUCAGUGACAUGGACAAUAUUAUGUUAAUAAACACAGAAGGUGAUACACUGUAUCAUCUGACAGCUUUUGAUAUAUUCUGUGUACACACCGUGAAUUUGACUGGCGAACUUAUCUAUAUAGACUGGUAUGGAAACAUCAACACAUUAUCAAAAGAUAACAAAACACAGUCUACACUGAUAAAGAAAACGAAACCACGUUGCGUAUUCUGUUCUCCUUUUAAUGGAGAUUUACUUGUACUCGUGUACAGGGAUGAUCCGAGAGAAAUGAUAAAGGUAUCACGGUUUACCGACACAGGGCGGCUCAUACAGACAAUACAAUACCGAAACGGAAAGAGGAGAUUGUAUCGCAGACCUUGGUAUAUCACAGAGAACGGUAAUUGGGAUGUUAUUAUAUCUGAUUUUGACCGUGUAGUGGUGACAAAUUUUAGAGGUAGACAUCUGUUCUCCUACAAAGGACCUCCAUCAGGAUCAGGACUGGCACCACGAGGAAUCUAUACUAACGUAAUGUCGCACAUCCUGGUGUGUGAUCCUUACGCUAGCUCAGUGCAGAUGAUUGACAAAGAUGGCUACUUUCUGUCACUGAUAUUGACACAAGAACAAGGUAUAGCCAGACCCGUGUCCCUGAGUUAUGAUGACAAAACUCACCUACUCUGGGUGGGAUUAUGGAUGACCAACAAAGUGUGUGUAUACAGAUACCUAGUGAGAGAGAGAGAGGAAUUAAUCUGA
Messenger RNA from Saccostrea cuccullata (small rock oyster), 2886 nucleotides. RefSeq lists its product as uncharacterized. Gene Ontology annotation, biological process: proteasome-mediated ubiquitin-dependent protein catabolic process; protein polyubiquitination; negative regulation of translation. The record is from RefSeq and is a predicted model, not a curated record. NCBI's taxonomy places the organism in Eukaryota, Metazoa, Mollusca, Bivalvia, Ostreida, Ostreidae. Gene Ontology annotation, molecular function: zinc ion binding; ubiquitin protein ligase activity; translation repressor activity.